Puntigrus tetrazona (Sumatra barb) is the source of this 1405-nucleotide messenger RNA. It is a transcript of the gene ntan1, whose product is annotated as N-terminal asparagine amidase. Gene Ontology annotation, molecular function: protein-N-terminal asparagine amidohydrolase activity. The record is from RefSeq and is a predicted model, not a curated record. The coding region runs from base 125 to 1039 and encodes 304 amino acids. Gene Ontology annotation, biological process: ubiquitin-dependent protein catabolic process. NCBI's taxonomy places the organism in Eukaryota, Metazoa, Chordata, Actinopteri, Cypriniformes, Cyprinidae. Gene Ontology annotation, cellular component: nucleus. The transcript is spliced from 10 exons.
UGACGUCCGCGCAAAGCGGAAGAGAACGCGGCGGUGCGACGGGGGAGAGUCACACAUGACAAGAGUUAUUAAUGAUCAGAGUUUUCAUGAAACGAUCAGAUGAACGGGUUUAAUCUCUGCCAGGAUGCCGCUGUUGACGCAGAAUAAGCGAAUAGAGCGCGUGAGCUCGACCGCGGAACUCUUCAGCAAAUACCCGAAUUUGAAGGAAAGUGCGAAGCAGUUUGUGUCCAGAAGUCCAGAGGCCGUGGACACUAAACAGCUCCUGUACGUCCAGCAGCGGGAGUUUGUGGCGACCACACCAGCGGACAAUUCGGUCUCAGUCCUGGGAUCCGACGACGCCACAACAUGCCAUUUAGUGGUGCUUCGACACACAGGCAGCGGGGCGACGUGUCUGGCACACUGCGACGGCUCCAGCACGUGGACCGAGGUUCCUCUCGUAGUCAGCGCCGUCACUUCUAGAAGCAACCCAGCCAAAGAGGGCAGACUGGAGCUGCACCUGGUCGGUGGAUUCGAUGACGACCGGAGGACCUCGCACUCACUCAGCCUUAGUAUUCUGGCUGCCUUUCAAAAGCAGAAGGAGGAGAUUCACCUGGAGACGUGCUGCAUCACAGACAUGAAUGACGUCAUCAAAGAUGGGAUUCAUCGGCCCGUGGUGUAUGGGAUAGGUGUAGACGUUAAAACGGGUGACGUGUUUCCGGCGUCAUUCACGUGUCGAGGACCGGCGGAGGAGCUCCGAUCCGCUCGCACCUUCUCUGGUGGACAGAUGGUUGAAGUGUAUGACUCUAGCAGAGAGCUCGUGAAAAUCGGUCCAUGCAGAUGGACGCCAAACAACGACAUGGCCUUCUGGCUCUCCCAAGACGACGAAACCAUCCUGCAGUUUUUGUCCACGUCUCCGUACGCAGAGCCCCCUCACUUCGUCCGUCACAUCAAGUCCACCAUCCAGUUUCUGCUGGAUCAUCCGACCGCAGACGGGCUGUUCCCGGGCGGUCAGCCGCAUCUGUACCGCCGCGCCGAGGACGGGCGCUGGAAGAGAGCCUGAACCCGACCUCCGACCUCCGUGACCCCGCUGUAACCCAACUAAAGGCCUUCGACGUCUGAUGUUUAAAGCAGGAGCUCCUUGACAGCGAUCUGAACUGACCGAAGCUCGGAUCGAAAUAUCUGAUGUUUCUAACUGCACCUGCCGGCCCUUACGUACAAAGACGUUUUCUUUUCUUUUUUUUGUUUGAUAUUCGUUGUGUACGUCAAUGCGUCGUAUGUCGUGUCCUCUACUUUAAACUAACAUGUGAUGUUGUUGUCUUUUUAACAUCUAGCUUUAUUUAAAUCGCUCGUUAAUUUUGGAAGCUGUAAAUAAUGCUGUGAUCCUUUGAGGAGGAAUAAGAGAAUUAAAAUCACGUUGCCAGUGGAA